Messenger RNA from Thalassophryne amazonica, 2512 nucleotides. It is a transcript of the gene tjap1, whose product is annotated as tight junction associated protein 1 (peripheral). Gene Ontology annotation, biological process: Golgi organization. Gene Ontology annotation, cellular component: trans-Golgi network. Bases 499 to 2388 code for a protein of 629 amino acids. The record is from RefSeq and is a predicted model, not a curated record. Lineage: Eukaryota; Metazoa; Chordata; Actinopteri; Batrachoidiformes; Batrachoididae. The transcript has 11 exons.
UCGGGGAUUACCCGUCAUGCCCCGCAGCUAAAGAUGGCGGAGUGAGAGCAGCUCGGCAGACGAACUUUGUUUGGAUUCGUGGAACCGGUUUCGGAACGCGGCUGAGACCAGCGUUUUGUUCCGGAUUCGUGCCUUUGUUCCGGCCUCGGCUCGGCUCGGUGGGAAGCUUUAGCUGAACUUUCCUUCUCGCGCUGUUUUUCGGACAUGAGCCGAACCAGGCCCCGCUGACCCAGUGACCUGGUGGCGGAGCAACAUGCUGACGUGUCUUUAAAAGGCCUCUUUGAUCAGGUGCCCCCAGGGAGUGACAUUCUGGAUUGCACGUGUGGGUACUUUCUUCAGGAUUCACUGUUGCUUGUGUUUCAGGUUUCUGUGUCUGGAAGAGUCUGUAUAUCGUCUGCUGCACACAGGAUGAAGACAUUUAUCUGCUGACAUUUUCAGGGCUGACGGACAGCAGCUGCAGUAGGAAGGAAGCAGAGAAGGAAGGGAGGGGAUCUCAGGAUGAUGAACUCUGCCCCAGCCAGGAAGCCCUAUCGCAAGGCUCCACCACAGCACCGCGAGACACGACACUCUCUGCCUGCUGCCCCGCCCCCACCAGUGCCACAGCCUGAUGUCAACCAGGAGGCCUUAUCAGACUCGGACAGGAUCAGAAUCCUCCAGCAGCAGAAUGAGGACCUGCAGCACCGCCUGGUGCUCUCCACCCACAAAAUGGAGACCAUGGAGGCGGAGUUUGAUGGGAGCCGCCACUACAUGGAAACUGAGCUUAGUCGGACCAGAGAUGACCUGGAAAAGAUGAGGGAUAAGUUCCGCAGGCUCCAGAACAGUUACACUGCAUCUCAGCGAGCCAAUCAAGAUCUGGAGGAGAAGCUCCAUGCCCUGCUUCGGCGGGUGGAGCGGGACAAAAAGACCAUGGACCAGGAGAUGGUGGAGCUCACCAACAAGCUGCUGGAUGCCAAAAACACCAUCAACCAUCUGGAGGAGCUGAAUGAGCGUUACAGGUUGGACUGUAACUUGGCUGUCCAACUGCUGAAAUGCAACAAAUCUCACUUCAGGAACCACAAGUUUGCUGAUUUGCCGUCUGAGCUGCAGGACAUGCUGAACAAGCAUAUGAAGAGCAGUCUGCCUGAGCCUGGCCCCGCCGCCGCCACCUCCCAAGACCCUGACACGCUCAGCCUGACACCCGCUGAUGUCGUGCCUACUUCAGUCAUUGCCCGAGUCUUGGAGAAACCUGAGCCGUUGGUCCUCAACUCAGCCCAAUCCAGCAGCUGUGGCCAUCCUGUUGCAGAGGACGUCUUCAUACAUGUGGACAUGACGAGUCCUGUGGCCACUGAGGGGCGGGGCAAGACCAACAGCACACAAGAAGCAGCACAGACGAAUGGCUCCUGUCACACCCAGAGCAGCCUGGACGCUCAGCAGGGAGGGAAAGAAAUGAGUGGUGCACCAUCCUUUGACAAGCUAAACCCCUACCCACCGCCACCACCCCCCCACCCCCUCUACCCCGGUCGCAAGGUCAUUGAGUUCUCCUCUGAUGAUAAAGUCAAGAUUCCUAAGAACAGUCCACUGCCUAACUGCACCUAUGCCACGCGGCAGGCCAUCUCACUCAGCCUGGUACAGAACGAUGACGAGUCCCUCGCACCUGGAAGCCCUGCUCCGUCUUCCUCCUCAGGAGGCAUCAGCCAGCGUACACCACUGUCCCACUAUGACGCCAUCACUGGGACGCAGUCCAGCCAGUCCAGUCCAUUCAGCAGCCCACCUCAGGCACCCAGCAUACUGGCGAGCUCUGGCAGCUCAGAGGAAGACCUACUUGCCAACUGGCAGCGGAUGUUUGUGGAGAAGAUGGCUCCAUCGUGUGAAACCUCCCUGGUUCACCGCACCUCCUUCAACAACCAGACGGCCCAGGAGCUGCAGAGGAGGUGCAAGCCGGUGGGGGGCGGGGCCUCCUUGUCCUCCGAUCACCACCGGGCAGCGUACUCUGACGGGGAGGAGGGUUCGUCUGCGCAGAGCUGGACACCGAGCCACGGCUCCAGCCUAGACACAGACACCGACACAGAGAUGCACCUCGGUAGACGGGGGCCCUACAGCAGGGACGAGGAGGACGCUGACAGGCUGCUGAUGAACCUGGAUGACGACUGCGGCAGCGGGGACACUGCUGUUACUAUGGCAACUGGUCCUGCGGACUGUCACAGGAAUGAGGCGGCAGAGAGCUCGGCCGAGGAGAAGGAUGAACUUCCAAGGGACCUACCCAUCAUCUCGCCCCACCUCUUAGACUUUGAUCCCACCUCCUCUGGCACACAGCGACCCCAGAAAAGCCUGAAGAGGAUGGGUGUGCACCACCUGCACCGCAAGGACAGCCUGACCCGAGCCCAGGAGCAAGGCACGCUGCUGGACUAAUGCUCGGCCGUCCACACUGUGCUCCAUCAGCCACUGUCUGUUUCCGUGAUGACUGAGCCGUCCAUCAGGAUGUCAGAGGUCACACCCACCCAGGAAAUAGCCAUACUGUACCAUAUGCUGCCCC